AAGAAACAAUAUUUUUCACACAUUUCCAUUGAUAAAUCUAAUGUUUUUGUUGUUCUCUGAGCAUCCAAUUCACACAAACGCCCCAACACCGCCCGUAGCUUCCACCUCGCUCAUUCGCGCGAUAAUCCAAAACAAUGCAAAUAUCCGAGAACAAGCACCCGGACAAGUGCCUUGCUUAAGGAAACACGAAAAGAAAAUUACUGAAAAUGAGAACAAUUUUCAUUCUCACUGCAGUGAAAAGAUCACGAUCAUCGACUUGCCAAAGAAUUCUUAGCUUCUUUUGGCCACAAUAUAUAGCAGUCGAGGGGAAACUAUUGAACGGUUAAGUGCUCCAAACGGAAGAAAUACAAACGGUCGCCGGUGAAGGGAAAGUGCGGUGUCUGUUUACAUGUGUUUGUCUGAGUGUGUGUGCCAACACGCUUUUUGGAAUCCAAUAAUUUCAGUUAAAAUAAACAAAUGUUGAAAUUUUCAAUAUUUAUUUAAAUAUAAUAGGAAAUGAUGAGUGUCGAUUCUUAUUUGUGUUUUCCGAUGAUUUAAUUGUGCAGAAAAAUUCGAGCAAGAAUUGUGUGUUACUUUUUUUUUUUAAUAUGAAUUUUGAAAUUUUUAUGAAUUAUUUCAAUCAGUAGUUAGUGUUCACAAAUUCAAACGAUAUCAAAAUCAAGCAUCUAAUGGAGAACGUGCGAUUUUCAAUUAUUGAAAACGAUCUGAAGCGCAAUUCUGAAAGUGGCAUUGACAAUGAGGUAUUCUACGAAAGGAGCAUUUCCAGUGAAAGCAACAGCGACACGAUUUUUAGCGACGAAGCCCACGAGAUAUUAAUAUGGCAACAACAACACCAAGUACUGUGGGACAGUACGGAAAUCGAACAAACCUUAGGUCAAUUGAAUAACGCAACUGCUGUUGCUCAAAUGGUAAAGACUGGAACAUUUACAGAUCUGAUUCCAGCAUCCAAUGAUGCCCAGUUGGCACUGCUGUACUGCUCAAUCUAUGGGUGCGUGGAGAAUAUUAUAUAUCUGCUGGAUCACUGUGGUAGCGAUCCCAAUUGCUGCGAUCCGCGCGGUAGGAGUCCUCUGCAUUUUGCCACAGCUCGAGGGAACUCGCACAUUGCAAAAGUGUUAUUGGACCGCGGUGCCGAUCCAAAUCGCUGGGAUGCCAAAAAAGAGGUCACACCACUGCAUUGUGCCACAAGUGCCCAGAGCGUCGAAUGCAUCCUGCUGUUGCUGAAGCGAAAGGCCCACAUAAACAUAGGUCUCGAAAAACGUUCGGCCUUACAUUUUGCAAUCGAUCGGAAUGCCAUCGAAUGUGUGGAAACUCUUUUGAAGUAUGGUGCUGAUCCAAAUACCCCGCAAGUUUACACGGAAACUCCCCUGCAUACCGCCUGUGCCCUGGGCUUUACGAAAUGUGUGGAAUUGUUGUUAAAUCAUGGCGCCGAUGUGCGUUCUCAGUUCGGAGAGGGUAAACUAACAGCUCUGCAUUUGGCCGCCGAAAACGAUUACGCAGAUUGUGUUCGUUUACUUUUGGAGCACAAUGCUGAGGUAGAUUGCCGCAAUGCUAGCCAUCAGACUCCUCUUCAUUUAGCGUGCCUUUCACAGUCCAUCGAGACAGUAGAACUGUUGAUCAAACACGGUGCAAAUGUGAAUGCAGUGUAUCGGGACGGGAGAACGGCAUUGCAUGCCGCCAUUGUCAAGCAAUCGCGUUGUCUUGACUGUUGCACCGCGUUGCUAAAAGCAGGAGCCAAUGUCAAUAAAGCCGACAACUACGGUUACACACCCUUGCAUAUUGCCGCUCUGAAUGAAUUUAGCAAUUGCGUUUAUGCCUUUAUAGAACACGGUGCCGAUAUUACGGCACGCACAGACGGCAACGUCUCUGCAUUGUCAUUCAUUGUACGACGAACACCCGAAAUCAUACCCAAGCUGAUGUCGAAAUUCGACGAGUCCAUUAAAGUUAAUGACCACGAGAUCGGAGAUGUCGACUGUGAGAUAAAGUUAGAUUUUCGAUGGCUAGUACCGCCGGGAACAUUGGAGCGCGGCGAGACCGAGCUAUUGCUUUCCCUCAUUGAGUGUGGCCAGAAGCGUUUGUUAAUGCAUCCUCUGUGUGAAACAUUUCUGUUCCUGAAAUGGCGUCGAAUACGCAAAUUCUUCCUGAUGUCUCUUCUAUAUCAUGCCAUUUACGUGAUACUCUUCACGAUGUAUAUUGUGGGCGUUUAUGUACAUCAUUGUGAAAAGGAUGUGGAAUGUCGAGCUCCGGGCUACAUACCAACCGUGGGAUAUUUUGUGAUCAUUCUUAACCUACUUCUGCUGGGGAAAGAACUCUUUCAGAUGGCUCAUGGCUUGCAAGGCUAUGCAAAGUAUUGGGAGAAUUGGUUGCAAUGGUCCAUUAUUUUUGGAGUUUUACUGUGCGUGACUCCGGAAAUAUUGAUCGUGGGCGAAUUGCAAAAAGUUCCAGUGUGGCAGCAUCAUGUGGCAGCAGUUGUGGUACUCUUAGUUUGGGUAGAACUUAUGAUGCUAGUGGGCCGUUUUCCAAUUUUUGGGGUUUACGUUCAAAUGUUUACAAAGGUGGCUGUCAAUUUUGGCAAGUUUCUGCUGGCCUAUAUUUGCCUGUUAAUUGCUUUUGGUCUAAGCUUUUCCGUACUUUUCAAUGACUACAAGGCCUUCACAAACAUAACAUGGUCCCUCUUGAAAUCCAUAACCAUGAUGUCAGGUGAAUUGGAAUUCGAAGAUAUUUUUUAUGGUGAUGUGGAAGUGCAGUAUCCUGUGACGGCUCAUUUCAUAUUUCUUAGUUUCGUGCUACUGGUUACUGUUAUACUCACAAAUCUAAUGGUGGGUUUGGCUGUCAGCGAUAUCCAAGGACUUCAAGUAUCCGCCUCCCUGGACCGCUUGGUGAGACAAGCUGAAUUGGUAUCACGUUUGGAGAGUUUAUUCUUUUCCCGGCUAUUGAGAGGGGCUCCGACACGCCUGUUAAAACUGUGUAAAAGAAGUGCCCUCCUUAGAACUUCGCGAAAUAAGCUUCUUUUUGUUAUUAGGCCGAAUGACCCGCGUGAUAAUCAGCUACCUGAAGAUAUUAAAUUGAAUAUCUAUAAAUUAGUAGCUGAACGGCGUGAUCGCAACAUGAGCAUACGCAGACGGAAGUUUGAGACGAAUUAUUCAAUGUUUCAAAGAUCACUGCAACGCCAAACCUCAACUCAGCGCAAGGAAAAAACUCCCAUGCGCAAUAAUGCCACCGAUUAUAGCAAGACAACCACACGACCCGAGCAUGAACAGUUGCUUAGACCCCGGUCGGCUACAAAUGUUCCCAAUACGUUGAUGGGUGAAACAGAUUUGGCAACUAAACUGAAAAAUAACGUUAACGGAAUAUCGGAUGUUCGUUCAGAAAUACAGAUGCUGAAGACACAAGUCGGAGAACUAUCUGAAAAAUUGGAUAAAUUUACCGAUACUUGUGGCAAGAAAUUGAAUUUCGCCGUGGAAGAGUUAUGCCGCAUCAAGAUGGUCAUGGAUCAAAAGUCUGCCAUGCGAUCGGAGCGAACUUUUAAAGUCUAAAGUAUAAUUUAAUUGUGCUUAUUUGGAAAGUAUUGAUAAAAAUAAAAAGUAUUAUUUUAUUAAUUUAAUAAAUAAUGU
Molecule: messenger RNA, 3611 nt
Organism: Musca domestica (house fly)
Lineage: Eukaryota; Metazoa; Arthropoda; Insecta; Diptera; Muscidae
Gene: pyx
Product: transient receptor potential channel pyrexia
Exons: 7
Coding region: 669-3533 (954 amino acids)
Biological process (GO): transmembrane transport; monoatomic ion transport
Cellular component (GO): membrane
Molecular function (GO): protein binding; monoatomic ion channel activity
Source: RefSeq, a predicted model, not a curated record